AUGCCGCGCCGGCAGAGGGAGGCAACCGAGGCGGCGAUUGACCUGGUCGAGGCGGCGCUGGGGGACUGGUGCAAUGAAGUGCGCGAGGUGCCCGUAGAAGCCAAGUACAAGUCGAAGAACCUCGAGGCGGAGCGGCGGCGCCGGACCAAGCUCAACGGGAAGCUACUCGCGCUCAGAUCGCUAGUUCCCAGAAUCACAAAGAUGAGCAAGGAAUCGACCUUGAUGGACGCGAUAAGUUAUAUCAAAGAGCUGGAGCAGAAGAAAGCUGAGCUGCAGAUGGAGCUCGCUCAGAUUCCAGACGAGGAUGGUGGGAAGCAAGGAAGCCUUUCGAGCACCGGGACGAUGACGGCGACGACGAUUAUGCAGGGAAAAGUUGAGCUGAGUCCAAUCGGCGUCAACAAGUACCAUUUAGGGAUAAUCUUCAAGAACAAGGAGGGUGCAUUCGUGAAGCUGUUGGAGAGUUUGAGCAAAGUCGGAGCUGAGGUGACUGCUGUCAGCUCUGUGGCCUUCUCUGGUUUUUCAGAGACUGUCCUCUGCAUUGAGGUUAAAGAUGAAGAAAGGUUUUCCAUGGCGCAGUUGAAGCAGCAGCUUUUAUCCAUGGUUUGAGCAGCAGCUAGAAGAUACAAAAUUAUUAAAACAUGAGAAAAAUAUUUAUUGCUUACGGUGGGAAAAU
Zingiber officinale is the source of this 673-nucleotide messenger RNA. Its product is annotated as transcription factor UDT1-like. Bases 1 to 606 code for a protein of 201 amino acids. Gene Ontology annotation, cellular component: nucleus. Gene Ontology annotation, molecular function: sequence-specific DNA binding; DNA-binding transcription factor activity; protein dimerization activity. The record is from RefSeq and is a predicted model, not a curated record. Gene Ontology annotation, biological process: regulation of DNA-templated transcription. The transcript is spliced from 4 exons. Lineage: Eukaryota; Viridiplantae; Streptophyta; Magnoliopsida; Zingiberales; Zingiberaceae.